AUGGGCAUCCUCAUCCCGGUGGUGCUUUGCUCCCAGGACAGUGCCGUCGGGCCAAAGGCAGCACUGCAGUUUGAGGGAAUGGACACCAGGGAGUCCAGGACCACGCGGGACGCGGGUGAGACACGGGUCCAGAAGCUGCCAGGAUCUGUGCUGAGGGACGCGGUGGCCAUGGCGGCGGGGGACCUGGCGCCUGGCGGGGUGCUGAGUGGAGAGGAGCCGGCAGGACGAGCCACGGCCGCGGUGGGAGGUCCUCUUGGUCGGAACAACCCAGCUGAUCCCGACGUCCCAGCGCGGGGCCUGGCGAGGAAGGACUUCGGCCACGGUUGCCAGGUCUGCGUGCAGGAGGCCCUGGAAUAUCUCUGGGAGAAGAUGGCGUUCUGGGCCAGGAUCUCGAGGCUCCUCCUGCCAGGAACCGCGUCCAGGAGGAGCACAAAGACUGUGCCCCCCCGGCGGUCCAGGGUGAGCGGCUGGUCGCAGCCCGUCCACUGCUUGCAGAUCGUGGCCUGGAUCGUGUUCCUCAUUCUGGUCUUCACCACCUUUGGCAUCUUCAUUCCCCUCCUGCCACACGAGUGGAGAUACAUUGCCUACAGUGUGACCGGCGGGAUUUGCCUCUUCCACCUCUUGGUCCACCUGAUUGUUCUUUCCAUCGAUCCGGCCGACGCCAACGUCCGCCUCAAGAAGAACUACUCACGGACGGUGCCAACCUUCGACCGGUCCAAACACGCACAUGUCAUCCAGAGGCAGUAUUGUUACCUGUGCGAGGUCACCGUGACUGUGAAAGCCAAGCAUUGUAGCACCUGCAACAAGUGUGUCUCAGGCUUCGACCAUCACUGCAAGUGGCUUAACAACUGCGUGGGGAGCAGGAAUUACUGGUACUUCUUCGCCUCCGUGGCCUCAGCUGCGGCCGGACUGCUGUGCAUGGUCGCCACGCUGCUGUACAUCUUCACCCAGUACUUCAUCAACCCCGCCGGGCUGCGCACCGACCCACACUAUAGGAGUAUCUCCGACCAGAACACGUGGCUCCUGCUCCUUCCGCUUUUCCCCGUGAGGACGAGCACGCCGGUCUUCCUGGGCAUCGGGGCGCUGACGCUGCUGCUUGAGCUCAUCAGCCUGCUGCUGCUCGGUCACCUGCUCCUUUUACACCUCUACUUGAGGGCCAAGAGGUUGAGCAUGUUUGAGUACAUAAUGCAAAACAACAAACUGCAGCGCUCGAAGCCCCCGGCGGUGAAGAGAGAUGUGACCCCACCAAGAAAAGGGUUGUUACAGUCACACGCCUGCGGGCGCAUCGGGCUCUGCUUGGCAUUUCACACGGAGCCGCCAGGGCUGCUGGGGCAGCGUCCUCUGCAGACGUUUGUGGAGGUCCGUGUGAUGACACUGACCUACCUGGGCAUCAAAGACAAGCCUCCCUAUUCGUUCCCUGGAGCCUCUGCGGGAAACAGCAAGAAGCCCAAGGAGUUCCUGCCAACUUCCAUGCACCUGAGUCUGUGCUCCGCCACCGUAAAGCCAGAGGACACGUCGUCAUCAACGGUAAGCCCACGGCCACCAGCGUGA
This is a messenger RNA of Globicephala melas (long-finned pilot whale), 1551 nucleotides long. The record is from RefSeq and is a predicted model, not a curated record. Lineage: Eukaryota; Metazoa; Chordata; Mammalia; Artiodactyla; Delphinidae.